ACGGCACCUGUAUCCCCCCCAACCUUAAGAAUACCAGGCAACGUUCUCUAUCAAGAACGUUCGAGCCAGCGCCCAUGUCGCAUCUCGUGAUUCGCCCGAAAAUCCCAAUCUUUACUAGACAUGCAAGGUGGGCCGCCCUUGGCACCAACAGGCUCUUCCAGGCACACUUCAUCCACGCAACAAGGGCAAGACGACUCACCGGCGCCGAGAGAGCGCGCGUGAAAGCGUACCUCGAUGCGGAGCACAAAGCCAUGGCCGAGAUCACCGAAUACGACCCCGACCGCAUCAGAGAAGCGCGUGCGGCAGUCAUGCAAGCCCACCCCAUCGACGCGGCCCUUCGCGAGGCAUAUUCCGCGGAGCUUCUCAAGAAUAUGGCCGACCCAUUGGACCCCAUGGAUAAGGCCCUCAAUUGCCCGUUCCUCAAGCCCGACGCGCCUUGGGGAUUGGUUGUGUACCGCGUUUCGUAUGGCGAUGAUGCUGCGUGGGAGCAUAUCCUUGCCCAGAUCAACGAGAAUCUAAAAGAAUCUCUUGAGGGCAACGACAGGCAGGAUUUGCUUGCGCGACACCAGUUGGUGGUGAUGAAUAACCGCUUGCAGUUUGAUGGUGCAACCACCGAUCAGGUCCGCAAGCAUUUUAGCAAGUGGGUGGUGGAUGAGCUGAGGCGCAAUUGGCAGGAUCAACCUAUUCCGGAUGAUCAAGUCGCCAAACUUGGGGCUGACGAUGGGAUGAUAUAUUCCGCAGGUACGCGAUACAACUUCUGCUUGUUGGUCGACAAUGUGUGCCUGGAGUCGCUUGCCAAGAUGCCCAGUCCCGUAGUGAAGCUAGUCGAGAAGCGCUGGGUGCCCGAUGUGCAAGAUCUAGGUAAAGAGGAAGGAGAAGGGGACAAUUCUGGCUGGGAAGGGGGAGUGACAAACAACGAGUUUGAGGAUGUGGGCUGGAUGUAUAUGUAUGUCCACGACUACGUGGACAUUCAGAACUACUUGCACGGAGACAAUUGGACCGACAACUACGUGCGGCCACCUCUCAUGCGUUUUGAGAGCAAGUUUGAAACAGCACCAGGAUUUUGGCGAAGGGAUGGGAAGUCUUCCGACCGGCAAUGAUUGUCGGUGCGAUCGGUGGAGCUGUCGAUGGUUAUAGAACUACGGAGGCGACAGAGUAAUAAGUUAACCAAAGUCGAUACAAAAGUAUGACUUUGAAUCUGGUCAUCCAUCCAUCUUGUAGGCCAUCUCGGCCAAGCAGGCGGAGAGACAGAGUUGAGUUCCAAUUGGUCCCACAUCAUGCAUAUCUGACGGACUACUAAUAAGCAGCAACCAAACCAGCAACUUCCAGGAGGAGCCUUGCACGCAAGGAGUCACUCCCGCCUUUGUCGUGGCAAGCACACUUUUUAUUACAAUUCUCGAUUCUUUUUCAAAAAGACCGUGUCCAAGUUUUAUUUAUUUCGAGAAAAAAAAGCGAUGACGUACGAUGCAUACGUAAUGAUGAUGCUGGCACUUGUCCUGUGCUCUCCCCACUCCUGAAGC
This is a messenger RNA of Phialemonium atrogriseum, 1520 nucleotides long. RefSeq lists its product as uncharacterized. The record is from RefSeq and is a predicted model, not a curated record. Bases 75 to 1100 code for a protein of 341 amino acids. The transcript has a single exon. Lineage: Eukaryota; Fungi; Ascomycota; Sordariomycetes; Cephalothecales; Cephalothecaceae.